Molecule: messenger RNA, 2142 nt
Organism: Pleuronectes platessa (European plaice)
Lineage: Eukaryota; Metazoa; Chordata; Actinopteri; Pleuronectiformes; Pleuronectidae
Product: uromodulin
Exons: 13
Coding region: 1-1752 (583 amino acids)
Source: RefSeq, a predicted model, not a curated record
AUGCGAGUGCAGUUGCUGCUCUGCAUCUCAAACAACGUGUGCACCGUGAUCGGCUCCACGGUCAUCGGUUUCGCUGGGCAGGUCCAGGCUGUGCCGGACCGCUGUGGCUACACUCUGUUCAGGUCCACAUCCGUCCCCGGCUUCCAGGUGGUGGGCGUCUUCCAGGAGAGACGCCGGAAAGACGUCAGCUUCUUGAAACGUGUGAUCCUGCAGCUGGACGCAGGGGGAGUUCAAAUCUCUCUGGAACAAGGGAGUCGAGCUCUGCUUGACACCAGAGAGCUCAGACUCAACACCACAGCGAUGGUGGUCAAUGGGUGGGAGCUCACCAAGGACCAGACUGGAGUGACGGCUAAGAUGUCAGCCUCCAACUUCACAGUUUCUGUCCACUUCGAUGGCUCCAUCACUCACAUCCACUUGACAGGGCCAAAUGGACACGACGCUCACGGGUUCUGUGGAAACUCCAGUCGGACUGUGAAGGAUGAGAAGGUCUCCUCACACAGUGACACCGGCUGUGACAAGCAGUAUAACGAGGCUGCGGACCCGACUAUCAACUGCAAAGCCUCAACUGACUGGUGUAACCUCCUGAAGCAGGCUCCCUUUACUGCUUGCAACAUGGAACACGACCCAGAACCCUUCAUUACUGCCUGCACACAAGCGCUGUGUAAAUACCCUGAAGGGGAUGGUCUCAAGUGCCACUUCCUGGAGGCGUACGCCAGAGCCUGCAGCCUCUCCAACAUCACAGUGGAGGAAUGGAAGUCAGAGACCCGAUGCUCUGCUUUCUAUCAGGGCUUCUGUCAGGACACGUUCUGCAGUGAUCACGAGUUCUGUGGGCAGAAGAACAACGGGGGAACCGGCUGCGUCUGCCGGGCCAUGUUCGCCUCCAAGUACAACUCAACCGGCACCUUUGGAGAGCCAAUGGUCUGCGAGCAGAACGCUGCUAAGCUGACUAUGGCUAAAUGUCUCUUGGAGGACAAAGGCAUCGACUUCUCUGUCUUACAUCUCAAUGACGAGGCCUGCAAAGGUGAAAUGGACAAUGAGACCCACAUGGUGACCUUCGGCUUUGACAGGACCAAAGCCUGUGGAGCAGUGAUCCUGGCAAACAACAGCCAGAUCCUCUACAAGAACACCAUCGUGAACCGGAACAGCUCCAUGUACGGCAUUAUCAACCGUCAGGACUCGGUUCAUCUGGACUUCUCAUGUCUGUACGAUCAGCCGGACAUCAGGACCUUUACCUUCACACUCAAAGACAGCUCCGUCACCCAGCAGAUCACUUCUGGACGAUGGAUUUACAAUCUCACCAUGAAGGCCUACAAGGACCCUAGCUUCAAGGAAGCCUUAGAACUACGUACUGAAAUGCAACUGGACGAGAAUCUGUGGGUGGAGCUGAGCGCGGAUGGGCUGGAUGACAAAAUGGUUGCAGUGGUGACGGACUCCUGCUGGGCGACCGACCAGCCCAGCCCGAACGGAAGCCUGAGAUAUGACCUCAUCAUCAAAGGCUGCCCUAACCCCGCUGACUCCACGGUGAAGGUGAAGAACAACGGACAGGGAACAUCCAACAGUUUCUCCUUCAACACGUUCCAGUUCUCUGGACAGGAUGGUGAGGUCUUCUUGCACUGCAGAGUGACGCUGUGUGUCAAGAAGGGUAACAACUGCAUCCAGAGAUGUGGCCUGGGUCAGAGAAGACGCAGGUCCAUCAUGUCAAAGGAUGAGGAUGAAAACCCUGCCUUCAUCAAACUGGCCUGGACUUAUUGAGUUUCCAUGGAGGCUCUGAACGACCGACGCUCAGGAAGAGUCGUUGAUCUUUCUACAGAUCUAUAAUGGCACAUGAAAUAUUCAUACAUAAUUAUACAUGAAGCAACCAGACGUCAAUGCUGAUCCUCUCUAAGCUUUGAAUACGUUGGGUCUUGAUUCCGGGGUUUCUGGGUUGUUUUUCCUGUCGGGGUGUAAAUGAUUUUCUGCAGCAGAGGUAUGGAAUAUAUCCUCAGCUGAAUGUGUGGGCGGGGCUUCCUUAGGGCUCUACAGACUAAACAGACUAUGAAGAGUGGGCUAUAAGGUUUUAUAGAGAUGCAAGUGGUGACAGCGCCACCAUGUGGGUCAGAGUUAGGGUCGAUCCUCCUGUAGAGCUUUGGUAUGAUUUUGAAA